Molecule: messenger RNA, 5356 nt
Organism: Haplochromis burtoni (Burton's mouthbrooder)
Lineage: Eukaryota; Metazoa; Chordata; Actinopteri; Cichliformes; Cichlidae
Product: GRAM domain-containing protein 4
Exons: 19
Coding region: 3426-5174 (582 amino acids)
Biological process (GO): negative regulation of toll-like receptor 9 signaling pathway; apoptotic process
Source: RefSeq, a predicted model, not a curated record
CGCUUCUUCGCCCUUUGCUUCUUUUCUUCGCACUUCACUGUUAGGAUUCUCUUUACAUCUUCUCUGGAGUGUCCAGGUGUGCCCAACCUGUGCUCCGCGGACCGACCGGUGCGCUUUCUGUAGACUGCAGCUAAUUGGCUGUCACACAUUAAGGUGGGAGGGUAAUGGGAAGUCUUAAAAAACUUAAUUAGACAGCGAGUUAGUAAUUUAAUAUACUACAUGGGUACUAAACUACCAGGCAGCUAUUUUUUCUUAUUAAAUUAUUGUUGUAGUCAUUUGCACAAAGCACUUGUUUUCAACUUUCUAAUGUGCAAAUCUGUCAUAUUCCUUUGUUAUACAGAUAGUAACAUGAAUAUUUGGUUUUGGUUUUGGACUGCACCUGUUUGGGGCUGUUUUUUUGUUUUGUUUUUUAUCCCUGUAUAUGAUAUAAAAAAUCAUUAACAGAGAAAAUAAUCAACAGUCCAAUUAAUAAUUACAUGAUUGUUACUUAGACCCUUCAGUGUAGUAAAGGAGUUAUUUAAUUUUCCUUGAAACUUGUCUUAAAGGGUAUAAGAAUGUCAUUUUAAGACUGGAAUGAAACUUGAUGAUGAUAUAAAAAAUACUUUAUUAGAUAGAAGUAAUUUGUAGCUUUUUAACCCUUGAACUUAUUCUUGGCGACAGUAGUAAAGAAACUCCCUUUUAACAGGAAGAAAUUUCCAUCAGAACCAGGCUCAGGGAGGAGUAGCCAACUGCUGUGACUAGCUGUGGCAUGAAUAGAAGGAGAAGAGAGAUGAAACACACUAUGGUAGACAGAAGAUGCAAUUUAAUGACACAGAGCAGUAGUAUAUAAACACCAGGGGAGUGAAAAAAAGUUUGUGGAAAAGAAAUGGAGCUCUAUCAGCAAGCUUGGCCUUUAGAAGGAGAACUAACGAAUGGUUGAGGGUGACCUGAUCCAGUUCUAACUAUAAGCUUUAUCAAAAAAAAAAAAAAAACAAGUUUUAAGACUAAUUUUAAAAGUGGAGAGUGUGUCUGGCUCUUGACCCCAAACUGGGAAACUCCACGUGAGAGUUUCCUUUCAUCAGUUCAAAGAUCUCUUUGAGCGUUGGGAUGGGAAUGUUGUUAAGGUUGACUUCAGUCAGGCUGAAAGGACCACACAAUUUUAGAAGAGGAGAAGACUCUGUUAAUGGGCACUUACAGUACUUGCCAGAUCAAACUGCUGCACACUGAGGAGGAGCACAUUUUAUUCUUCUACAAAAAUAAAACGAUUUACAUGUUAGGUAUUGUGUAGUUUGUUGUACCCUUUGUUUUUUAAUGGGCUCUAAAAUAUAUUUACCUUCAUGAUCAGUAAUGAAAUUAAUCAAAUGCUUUAAAUAAUUUUAAAAAUGAAUGAAAUCUCUAAACUUGAUGUUAAAUACUUAUUUUCUUAAAUCAAAUUUUUGAUUAGGAAAAUUAGUUGAAAAUGAUCAAGUUAACUUUUCGAGAUAUGACUUCAUCACCAUUGCUACGAGUCAAAAUCUUCCUCAUGGUUUUGAAAAUCUAUCGAUUAUUUGCAAAGUUCUGGGAGGGCAGCCUGUUCUGUCUGUUACUCUCAGAAUGCAGGAAAUUGGUUUGGAUGUUCAGGGACCAGCCCGGAAAUACCACGUCUCAUGCCUGGCAUGUACUGGAAACUGCUGGAACACCAGUGUCACUGUCCACAGUGAAGUGGGUUUAAUAGAGGGACAAACAAUUCAAAAGCUUGACAAAACAAAACGCCACCCAUCCAAGCAAUCUGCGACAACCAGACAAUAUCGUGUGCUGUCCAGUUGAUUAGCACAUGAUGGCCAACUCGGUUGCCUAUGAAGCACAGAAUGAACUGAGGACUAGAUUACACCGUGUCACGACGCCUCCAUUUAGAUUUCAUGAUUCAUACCCUUUAACUUUAAUCUCAGGCCACAAGUGAGUGGAUAUAAUGUAGGAUAAUGGAAAAAUAAAUUCCCGAUUUGUUUUCAUCAUCAAAACAUUUCUAUACAUUUCGAUAUAUGUGUAAAAUAUUAUUAACAAGAUAAUAUGUAAUCUAUUUGCAUGGUAAUGGGGAAAUCCUUUUCCAUCAGGAGCUUAAAAAAAGUUUGCAUUGUUAUCGCUGAACAUAAGACUUGGUGCCGAUAAGCACAUUAAAGAAAUCAAUUCACAUUAGGGGAAGCUGGAAGUAGAUUUCUUUUACAGAGUUGGAUGGUGGUUAUUAACAAACAAUACUUACACUGUAAGUGCUGCAUGAGAUGAAUUUAACAGGAAGAUUAGGAAGGAAAUCAUUUUCUCAGGAUUUGAUUAUAUCUCUGUUGGCAGAAUUCAAAAAUAAUAAUGAAUUCAUUUUACAUUACUGUUACAUUUCAACAAAAUAAUCGAAUAUAUAAGAUAAUGAAAUAUCAUCCAUCCAUCCAUUUGCUUCUGCUUAUCCUUUCCCGGGUCACGGGGCAAUAAGAUAAUAAAAAUAACACAUAAAGAGGGCUCAUUGUAUUUUCUGUUGACUUCCAAAAGAGUAGCCGUCUACUUGAGCCUUCAUGCAUACUUUUGAUCCUGUGUAGAUUACAGAAGCUCCAAAAUAAAUGUAAAUUUGUGCACCUAAUUUUGUUUAAAGUAAUUAAAGAUGAAUGCUGCAUUAUCAUUCCAUUACGCAAAAAGGACAUUUCAAAGAAAUCAUCAAAAGCCACGAAUUACAUGACUUUCAUGCCUAUUAUGAGCACAUGAAAUCUUCUGGUCACACCUUUACUUUUUCCUGUGAAAAUCUAUAAAGAAGGUGCAGAGUACAUAGUUAGCAAAGUGUCCCCUAGAGACAAAAUAACCACAUCCAUGGGAAACACUAGGUUGAAGUGAAUAGGAAUUAUGGGUUGAUCCAUUAAUUUUUCUACUGCUUAUCCAGGUCAGGUCACGUUGAUUAGAAGUACUGAAAAAUGUGAUGUCAUAAUAAAUAAAUCUAGGCUUUAUCACUCCAAACAGAUUUCCUUUAUAAUCUCAUCUUUUGGAUAGCAUCAAAGGUGUUAAAUUUAUCUCUGUGUUACCUACAAAAGGUCAGAAAAAGUCUGUUUCUGCUCCUGCUUUCUGUUAGGUGCUAAUCUGUGCGGUAAUAAUUAGAGGCUCCCAGACAGCAGUCAGUGCCUUUGUCUGUCAGUUAUUAUGCAGUCAGUACUGCCUGUUCAGACAGUAACCAACAGAAGCAGGCAGACCAGUCGGACUGCUCGGUGAUCUUCAGGCUGAACACACCUUCAGCCAUUGCUGUAGUUUAGAGCAGGGCUGUAACUUCUGCUGAGGACGUUCGUGUGUUGUGAUCACACACAGGAGGUUCUGGUUUCAGUUUAGAUUUCUGUGAGGGUAGUGCUUCACAUCAUGGGCUGAGCUUUGGCAUUAUUGCAGUCUUUGCAGCUGGGGGGCUAGUCAUGUUCAGGUAGACACUCGACUCUGUGGUGCCCACCAUGUUGAAGCGUUUGGACAGGAUCCGGUUCAGGGGACGGCGGGAUGAGUUCCUGGAUCUGGCUGAGUCGCCCAACACAUCCGACACAGAAUGCAGCGAGGAGAUUGUGAUUAAACCUCGCGCCUCUGUCAGAGAGACAGAGGAGGUGAGGGAGGCAGAGGUGGAGCCGCAGGGUGAUGCUCAGGCUGGUCCAGGAUCUUUUUCUGCAGCUCUGGAUGACAGGACAGAUUUAAAUGAGGUUAAAGGUCACUUAGAAAUUGCCUUGUUGGAGAAGCACUAUUUGCAGGAGGAGCUGAGAAAACUUAAAGAGGAGUCCAAUGUGGAUUCGCUGAAACAGGAGUUAGAAAAGGAGCGCUGCAGACGCAUCGAGCUGGAACAGAAAAUCAACGAUGCCCUGAGAUCCAGACUUGAAGACUCACCAUCUCAGACACCUAAAGCUCCGUCUGCUCCUUCAGCUGCUGGCAGUGACAAACAGAAGGAGACUCUGGUUGACACCUUAUUGAAAUGGCUUUAUGAUCGAUUUGGUGUUUAUAUCGAAGACUUCCGCUUCCAACCAGAGGAGACGACAGUGGAGACGGAGGAACCACUGAGUGCCAAAAGGUUGACUGAAAACAUGAGACGGCUCAAACGAGGAUUUAGACCCGUUACCAAUUUCAUGAGGAACCUUUCUGCCUUAUCCAGCUGGUACUCCAUCUACACAUCAGCCAUUGCCUUCAUUGUCUACAUGUAUGUGGCGUGGAAUGGAUGGGUCAUCCCCAUGAUCCUGUUCCUCGCCAUUCUCCGCCUGUCCUUGAAUUACCUCAUUGCCAAAGGCUGGAGGAUCCAGUGGAGCAUUGUACCUGAAGUUUCAGAGCCAGUGGAGCCUCCUAAGGAAGACCUGACUGUGUCUGAGAAGUUCCAGCUGGUCCUGGAUGUCGCUCAGAAAGCUCAGAAUCUGUUUGGAAGGAUGGCCAACAUCCUGGAGAAAAUAAAGAAUCUGUUCAUGUGGGUUCAGCCGGAGCUGACUCAGAAGCUGUACGUUGGUCUGUGGUUGGCCUUCAUCUCUUCAUGCCUGCUCCCGUACAAACUGCUGGGAUUCAUCAUAGGUGUAUACGCAGGUAUCAAGUUCUUCAUCAUUGACUUCAUCUUUAAGAGUUGUCCCAAGCUGAGGCAGCGCUAUGACACCCCCUACAUCAUCUGGACAAAUUUACCCACCGACCUGCAGCUGAAAGAGCGCAGCAACACUAUGCUGGGCCGACGAGUGAUAGCUGCUGGGGGCCGAGGCAGCCUCACCGCAGCAGCUCCUGUGGGUGUCAGUCGGGAUGAGGAUGGAGGGCGAUACUACAGCACCAAGAGAGGAGCUUUUCAUGAGGUGUUUAACCUGCCAGAGAGUGAGCGCCCUCUGACAGUGUGUGAGACUGGCUGGCGCUGCUGCCUCAUCAACAGAGACAGGAAGACACCGACAGACUACAUCCGCAACGGAGUGCUUUAUGUCACCGAGAAUUACCUGUGUUUCGAGAGCUCCAGCUCCAGGUCCGGGUCCUCAAAGAGGAACAAAGUCAUCAAACUGCUCGACAUUACUGACAUCCAGAAGUACAAAGUUUUGUCAGUGCUGCCUGGGUCUGGGAUGGGGAUCUCCAUUGCGACACCAUCCACCCAAAAACCUAUGGUCUUCGGCGCAAUGAUGCACAGAGACGAGGCAUUUGAAGCCAUCUACACUCAGUACACGAAGAUCAUUACUAAGGCUACAGCUAUCAACCCUGAGACAUAGUAAGACCUUUGCGAUGGCUGCCUUAAACACAAGCACCUGAAGGUUCUUAGAUGGCUGCUGACUUCAGUUUGAGCUGCUGGUCUUCCCCCAUCAGUCACCCAUGAAAGUAAUUCAGUGAUAGUAUUUUAGUGAUUGAUAUUAAAUCAGCUGAUUCCAACUAAUCACUGUUUUUUUUUUUUUUU